UCGGGGAAUGAUCAUACCAUACUAUCGUAUCUCUUGCGGCCCAUUGUGUCUUUGGCGUGCAUGAGCGGGUGAAGGUCAGAAGGAGGAGCCGAGCACUCUUCGGUCACCGCCUCAUUACUAACUCCAUCUGGUCCAUCUCCCACACCUGCCUUGCCCCCGCCCCUCCCUUCCUCCUCCGCACGCUCCUUCAGUAUGUGUCAUUUCUCGAACGUGGUCCAGUCUGAUAUCUGAUUUCUGACUUCUGGCGCCGGAGCUUGAAGUGCUGCAUGUGGCCGAUGACUUUUCCCCCCUGCGUGACGUAAUUUCUGCUGUCGCUCGGGCUUUUGAUCCGGAAGAUCGGGCUUCGAAGUCAUUACAGUCUUUGCCUUCGACGCGAGGGGAUGAUUUACACCGCUCUCGAUACUUUCUACCUCACGAAUGAGCAAAUUCAAAAUUCGCCAUCCCGGAAGGAAGGCGUUGAUGAGGAGACGGAGGCAAGUCUCCGUCUCUAUGGCUGUGAUAUGAUACAGGAAGCUGGCAUCUUUUUGAGAUUGCCACAAGCUGUUAUGGCCACCGGACAAGUGUUGUUUCAUCGUUUUUACUGCAAGAAGUCGUUUGCGCGAUUCAAUGUGAAGAGGGUAGGUGCUAGUUGCUUGUGGUUGGCAGCAAAGCUCGAGGAAAGUCCUCGAAAAAUUCGUGAUGUUUUGAAUGUUUUUCACCGCAUGGAACGUCGGAGAGAAAAUUUACCGUUGGACUUGUUGGAUCAUUUUUCCAAGAAGUACGAAGAAAUGAAAACCGACUUGAUUACCACUGAGCGUCAUCUUUUGAAGGAGAUGGGGUUCAUUUGUCAUGUGGAGCACCCUCACAAAUUUAUCAUCAACUAUCUAUCUCAGUUGGAAGCAGGAGAGCUUAUGCAAGAAGCCUGGAAUAUGGCAAAUGACAGCUUGCGGACAACUCUUUGUGUUCGAUUCAAGAGCGAGGUUGUGGCUUGUGGAGUUGUUUAUGCUGCUGCGCGGAGGAAUUUAGUGGCGUUGCCCGAAAAUCCACCGUGGUGGGAAGCAUUUGACGCUCAAAAGCCGGAUAUCGAUGAAGUCUGUCGGGUUCUAGCUAAUCUUUACCAGCAACCAAGGCCUAGGUACAUAGAAGUUGGAAAAGAUUCUAGGCCUUUUGUAUUGACAAGUCGAGCUUGGGACCCCCCGCCAUCAGAUGUUCAGGAAAGCUUGCUCAAGACAGCUGCAGUAGCCGCAGGCAAUGGAGCCGUUUCUGUACCCGUACCUCCAACCACCUCAGGUGUUGAUGGUCCGCCGAUUAUUGAAGCCGCGGUCACCAAAGUUCUUAUUGAGAGGAAAAACGUCGCCACGAAGGACGCGAGGAAGCCUGCUGACGAGGCUCAAAUACCUACUACGAAUGGUGAUGCCAGGGACCACGCUACUACGGGGAAGGCAAAGCAGUUAAACGACAGAGAUGAUGGAGGCGUGGAGAAAAGUAGGGAUAAAGAACGUGAUAGAGGUGCCGAACGUGAUCGUGACAGAGAUCGAGAUUGGGACCGCGACAGAGAAAGGGACCGAGACAGGGCUCGGGAACGAGAAAGAGAAAGGGAUAGGGAUAAAGAGAGGGAACGGUUGAAGGAAAGAGAUUAUCGAAUCAAGGACAGGAGUAGGGAUUCUGCAGGUCAUUCAGACAAAUCACGACACCAUUCGUCGUCUAGAGAGCGGGACUUUCAAAAUGCUCAUCCAGUGACGCGAGAUAAGGAAAGGCAUCGGCAUCGGCAUCACCCGUACGCAUGAUGGAGGAUGAAACCGUAGAUAAUUGCAGUUUUUUAUUGCAUUAGUUGGAGCAUUAAAGGAUCUGGCCAUUCAAGGGGGAUCCUUGACUUGACCUCUAGCUGCAUGUUUGCUUAGUGGCUGGCUCGCCGGUGUUUGACCCGGCUUAUGCUUACCACUUACUUCCCUUGAGAAUUGCUUGUAGGAUAUACUAAUGUCUGCCAAGCAGCGAGAAGAGAGUGGUGGAACGGGACUGGAGAGGAUUUCGUGGCCACAAGCUAAAGAUGGAGGGAGCCAUUCAUCAACCCCACGCCCUUUGUUACAACGAAGCACAUUGCUCACGGCGUGCAUCCUCAUUUCUAAGUUGGUGGUAAGUGCGGGAUGGCAGUUGUUGCUGCAAUACCAUCACUGCAGCAGGUACUCCUAACAGAUCCCAGGUGCAUGAGCUGUGGAAACAAAUCUGCAAUAUGUGGGUUGCUCCUUCUUUUCCAAAAUAAUAGGAGCUAGUUGCAAAUGUGUUAUUUUUACCAUUGUUCGCUUGAAUGCUUCCGUCUCCAAUUAGCAGUGGACUUGACCACUGAGGAGGCUAUCCCCUUGGCUUCGUCAUUCGUUAAUCCCAGUAGUGUUCGGGUCAGUAAGUUAGUAAGGUCAGAUCUUCGACGAGGCAACUGUUAGCAUAUAGAUAUCAAUCAAUGAAGCCUAAUCCCCUAUGUGGUGUGCGAUUUGAGAAAGAGAACGCAUAAGUACACACGCUGUUUUGGUGGGGGCUAUAUAUGAGCACUCGUACUAGUUGAGGUGGAUGGCCGGCUCAACUGAGACAAACUACGUGGAGGUUUUGAGCGUGCAAGGAUCUGCAUCAGGAUAAAGAAACAGGCAGGUAUCCAGAUGCAGGAUCUGAUAUGGUGGGGAGUCCGAAGGAUGUUUGUCUGGGCAACCUUAUAGAUGAUUGGAAUAAAAGGAAAAGUUUGGCUUCAAAUUGUGUGAUAGCGAGAUACGAGAGUUCCAUCCGUGGAGUAGUGCUGUCUACUAGUCUCGGUGUGAACAGAGAUCUUACAGGACUUGCGGUGGAAAGAAGAAUGUGGUGUUGAGCCAAGUUUCUGCACUGUCAGUCUCACUUUUGAGGAGACCCAGCCUUGCCUUGAACAAUGGAAUAUCAAGCAGGGCGGCCAUAUCUUAUUUCACUAUAACCUUUUGUCGCAUGGGACAAACUGAGUGUUGGUACAUUCAAGAUUAGGACUUUGUAGAGGUGUCACAGUGGCGAAUAAAGAUGGAUGAAGUUCGAGUGGGAUCCGAUGCCUCUCGUGUUGAGGCUCAAUCGGGGUCCUACACUUACCCACCAUGUUUUUGCUGCAAGCUGUGGUUUUACUGCGAAGCUACGCACGGCGGGGUGAACAAUAAUAUUGACAAGAAAACGAGUUGAGUUUGUCGCAAGUUUGUGGAUGGAAAGGAUGGACUACAAGAAGGUCAAAAUCUUAAAGUGUAGAGCAAUUUCUGUCUGAUCGUCCACUGUAUUAGUUGCGAUCUUCAUUUUUCAAAAAAGUCAAUUGUGGUCAUGCGGACGGUCACUUUAAAUUCCAGUCGGGAAACGAUUGUUGGUUACGAAACAAUCGCGUACGUAGCUUGCGAGGUUCAAGCUUUCGCUUGUCGUCGUUGUGUAGUACCGUCUCGGGUGUUAGUGGAAAUGUAAAAUACGCUUCAUCUACUACGGUCUUAAUGUUGCAGCUAUGCUAUCCAUGAUGAUAUGUCAUUUUAACUCGGCCCCAUCUUUGGACAUAUCGUAACAUGUACAUAAGGUUACAA
Messenger RNA from Marchantia polymorpha subsp. ruderalis, 3542 nucleotides. Lineage: Eukaryota; Viridiplantae; Streptophyta; Marchantiopsida; Marchantiales; Marchantiaceae. The record is from the annotation of a GenBank genome assembly.